This is a messenger RNA of Geodia barretti, 468 nucleotides long. NCBI's taxonomy places the organism in Eukaryota, Metazoa, Porifera, Demospongiae, Tetractinellida, Geodiidae. The record is from the annotation of a GenBank genome assembly.
AUGUCACGAAGGCGACGUGCAGAACCCCGCAUCAUCAAACCAGACCCGCGGUACAACAACACCGAGUUGGCCAAGUUCAUCAACCGGGUGAUGUUGAAGGGAAAGAAAUCCACGGCCCAACGCCUGGUGUACGACGCUCUGGAACUGGUUCGGGUGGAUUCCAGCCAGGACCCAAUGGCCGUUUUCGCCACCGCGCUACGAAACGCAACUCCCCUGGUGGAAGUGCGUCCCCGGCGCGUCGGCGGGGCCACCUAUCAAGUUCCGGUGGAACUACGCACCACCCGCAGCGAAGCGCUGGCCAUGCGCUGGAUAAUUCGCGGCGCCCGCGCCCGCAACGGAAUUCGCAUGGCUCGUGGACUGGCCAAUGAGUUUCUGGAUGCUGCCCGCGGCGAAGGUUCAGCCGUCCGUCGCCGGGAAGAACUGCACCGGAUGGCCGAGGCCAAACCGAGCCUUCGUCCAUUACCGUAG